CCCCCCCUUUUUAAUCUCCAUAUAACUAUAUAAGCAUCCCUAACUUAGAAACUUGAGAUUUACCAAGAAAAUUUGGAGAAAAAAAAUGAAGAUUGACAAGGAAAUCUCUCACCCCAUCCACCUAAAACACAAGCUAAAGAUCGAAUACACUGAGAUCCCGUUCUACUGCGACGGGUGCAAAGAAGCAGGAAUUGGCCUUAAAUACAAGUGCCAGCAAUGUGAAUUUGAUUUGCACAAGGCAUGCGCUGUGGCUUCUCCAACCAUCACCCAUCCCUUCUACAACAAAUGUGAGUUUCAGUUUCUUUACAGCCCACCGGGCGCUGCAAGGAGAGUGUGUGAUGCGUGUAGGAAGGAUGUUCUAGGGUUUGUGUACCACUGCAGGAGGUGUGGUUUUGAUCUGCACCCUUGUUGCGCAAACCUCCCACAAGUCCUGGAUGACGGGCAGCGCAACUUUUACUUGUACCUCAAGUUAUCGAGCGCUUGUCAUCAGUGUGGAGGCAAGGGGCAUGGUUGGUGUUAUAGGUCAGAAUGCAAGACGUAUAAUCUUCAUGUGUCAUGUGUGAAGGAGCUGCUUGUGGAGAGCUGGCAAGCCAAGUAUCUCAAUGUGGACAAGAACAAGGUUAGGGAAAUGCAGACGAGGAUCCCGAGCCUGAAGGGGACGCUGAAAAGCCACCACGGCGGAGGGAGAGGUGGGAAGGUCAGAAAGUGUUGCGAGAUAGCUGGUGGCGCUGUUCGCGUCAUUGUCUCUGCCAUACUCGGAGAUCCUACUGCCCUAAUAGGCGCCGCUGUUGGCGGUUUCAUAUCCAAGUAGAAAAGUGCAGAAAUUGGAAAACAAGUACAUGUUUAGUAUGUCACGUAACAUGUUAUAUCUGUUCGUCAUGUUGUUCUGUUUUACUUAUUACUUUGUUACAUGUUAAGUUUACGUACUGUGUGAAUGAUUAGGACUGUGCCCUCCAAAUCUGCAUAUUUCAUUAUUUGUAAAAAAUAAAAACGCAUGUUUAGAUUUGAA
Messenger RNA from Malus domestica (apple), 1009 nucleotides. Its product is annotated as protein VACUOLELESS GAMETOPHYTES-like. NCBI's taxonomy places the organism in Eukaryota, Viridiplantae, Streptophyta, Magnoliopsida, Rosales, Rosaceae. The record is from RefSeq and is a predicted model, not a curated record.